UCCUGCUUUUGGAUAGGAGAGGAUGUUCAAGGGCAUCUGCGGCCGAUUGGAUCUGUACCUCAUGUUGUUCGGCAUAAUGUCUUGCCGUAAGCGCUACGUCCAGAGUUGUGCAAGGUAUAUGAGGGGUUGUCUUGCAUCAGGCAACACCACUGUCAUCGUCUUUUUCGAAGCCAGCCUUGCCCUUGACAUCAACGUGGGCGUUUUUCCGGCGUGCAUUCACUCGCGAAUUAUGUGAUGAGCUUUAUGCAAGCACCGUCACAACAACGGGGCCUAGAAGCCAUACUUCAGGCCUCCACCAUCACCUCAAACCUAACGCCAUAUGAGAACUUGAACUACCCAACAGUCUCUCAGCUUCCCGGCGUAGUUGCUGAUAGUCACGACGGAAGUUUGAUAUCACAAUGGUAUAUCAGUAACCCCCAGCAAAGAUGGUCCGAUCCCGCGAAGAAUGCAUACGAUGACGCGAUCGCAAUCCUGAGAAGAGAGCUUACAGAUGAAGAGUAUCAACAUUUACGGCUCCAAAGCCAGCACUCAAUGAGUGAUGUGCAGUCUGCGGUCGAGUCUGCCCGGCAAGAGUACCAGGCGAAGUCCAAAGGAUCCAAGAUUCAGUCUGCUUUGACAACCUGCUCAUCCAGAAUAAUGUUCUAUGGAGCAAUAUUUGAUACCUUCUCACAACAUCACCCCGAAUAUGUGUCUUUGGGCUGGGGCGCGUUGAAGUUCCUGUUCGUUGCUGUUCUCAAUCAUGAGGAGCUCCUUGUUGAGAUAUCGAAGGCAGUGUCUCGAAUCGCACUCGUGCUGCCCAGAACCGAGCUACACUCUGUGCUUUACCCCACGCCACGCAUGCAGGACGCUGUAUCACAGCUAUACGCAAAGAUCAUUGAGUUCGCCCUGAUGGCAAUCAAGUGGUACAAGAAAGGCAAAUUAUCUCACUCAUUCACGGCUAUUAUCAAGCCAUUCAGUUUGGGGUUUAAACCCAUUGUCGAGGAGAUUGCAGAGCGGUCCAAGCACGUCGAUGAGCUGGCUAGCGCAGCAGUCAAAGCCGAGAUCAGGGAUCUACAUGUCAACAUUCAUAGGCAAAAUAAGACGAUACUGCAAUUGACAGAGAUGGUUUCUUUCAUGCAGCAACAACAGUCUCUCCAGACCCAAUCUCUACUGGCGUUGAAAGAAGAGCAUAAACAGAUGUUCAGGGCCAGCCAACUUGAGGACAUAAGGACAGUCGCACUGCUAGAGGACACGGCAGUAGCGGAUGACAGCCUGGCAUGGUGCCGAUCGAUGCGCAAUCGACGUAGACAGAAAGCGCCCACACAACUACCCCUAUCUGAGCUACACAAACUCAAAGCCUGGACCUCUGAUCCCUCAUCAUCCCUCUUACUCGCGGAAGGACAGGGAGUAAAGACCAGCUCGCUCGACUUUGCAGCUGAUUUUCUUGAUAUAGUGCUUGAGCAUGAGUGCCCCGUCAUCUGGGCUUUGUCUUCAAUCGUCAUUGAGCACGACAAUGAUAGCCUGGUAUCGUCGGUCUCAGGCGUUAUUCGAUCCCUCAUCUCACAGGCUCUGUCACUGAACGAUGCUGUAGUAAGCGAAGGCAUCAAUCCUCUCACACCUAAACACUUCAAGUCCGCCAUCAGCAUUGCCCAGUGGCUUGAUAUACUUGAUCGAUGCCUCUCGACUUUUAAGCGGCUAUUCAUUAUUUUGGACAUGAACGCUAUUGAGACUGCUUUUGAGCAAGCGGAAUGUGAGGAACCAAAUUUUAAACUCGGUGACUUUGUGGAAUGGAUCACGCGUAAGUCAGAACUAAAAGGAGGAAUCAUUAAAGUCAUCGUCGUAUCAUGGAGGUUUGGUGUGAAUACGCCCAUAGAUGCCGAAACACUUUCUGAGGACAGGCAUAUUUUCACUGAUAGAGGGCGCAAGAUUGAGCGGCUGAUGAAACAAGCCAGGUUCAGAGCUGCGUUCAGGAGAAGACACAAGAACUUCAGUGACAAGUUGAGAUCUUUGAUUACUUUAGAUGACGCCAAAUACAGCCUGUGAUCUGCCAUAACUUCGAAUCGGAAAUCAGCUCAAUUAGAUUUAGAUAUCCAAAGCGGAAGUAAAUAAAGUAUUCAGCCAGGC
Molecule: messenger RNA, 2103 nt
Organism: Colletotrichum acutatum
Lineage: Eukaryota; Fungi; Ascomycota; Sordariomycetes; Glomerellales; Glomerellaceae
Exons: 5
Coding region: 235-2022 (595 amino acids)
Source: RefSeq, a predicted model, not a curated record